GGUGAGUCCCGGCGGACCCCAACACAGCGCUGAACCUCCACCGCAGUAUGCUCAAAGUCACCAUGCCCUCCUCCGCGUCUUCGUCGCCUCCCUCUGCCUCCUCCGCGACCACCAGCGCCACUGGGACUCUCGGCUCUGCCACUAGCCAGGGCCGGAUCGGAGGUGCUGCCGCCGCUGCCGGCGCCCCUGUCCCGGAUUUUUGGAUCGACGGCUCCAAUAGAGACACCCUAGCUGCUUAUUACGAGCUGGAGUCGGAGCUGGGACGGGGUGCUACAUCUAUUGUCUACCGGUGUAGGCAGAAAGGAACUCAAAAGCCAUUUGCUGUCAAAAUCUUGAAGAAAACUGUAGACAAGAAGAUUGUCCGAACAGAAAUAGGUGUUCUUCUUCGACUUUCACAUCCAAAUAUUAUAAAACUGAAGGAGAUAUUUGAAACCCCCACAGAAAUCAGCCUUGUCUUAGAACUGGUAACAGGAGGAGAGCUGUUUGACAGAAUUGUGGAAAAAGGAUAUUACAGUGAACGAGAUGCUGCUGAUGCUGUGAAACAAAUCCUGGAGGCAGUUGCUUAUUUACAUGCCAAUGGAAUUGUUCACCGAGACUUGAAACCAGAAAAUUUAUUGUAUGCAACACCAGCUCCUGAUGCACCAUUAAAAAUAGCUGAUUUUGGACUUUCCAAGAUAGUUGCAGAUCAUGUUACCAUGAAAACAGUCUGUGGAACACCAGGAUAUUGUGCACCAGAAAUUCUGCGAGGGUGUGCUUAUGGCUCAGAAGUAGACAUGUGGUCCAUAGGAAUAAUCACCUAUAUCCUACUUUGUGGCUUUGAACCAUUCUACGAUGAAAGAGGAGAUCAAUACAUGUUCAAGAGGAUUCUGAACUGUGAAUAUGAUUUUGUUUCUCCCUGGUGGGAUGAUGUAUCUCUGAAUGCCAAGGAUUUGGUUAGGAAGCUAAUUGUACUUGACCCAAAGAAACGCCUUACCACUUUCCAAGCUUUACAGCAUCCUUGGGUCACAGGAAAGGCAGCCAAUUUUGUUCAUAUGGAUACAGCUCAAAAGAAACUCCAAGAAUUCAAUGCUCGGCGUAAACUGAAGGCUGCAGUGAAAGCUGUUGUUGCAUCAACUCGUCUUGGAAGUGCAAGCUGCCAUAGCACCCACGACAGCAAUAAGCUUAGCGAAAGCCAGCUUGUAAGCCCAGGAGAUGAUACAGAAGAAAAAGAUACAACAGUAAGCCACAUAACUCAGGAAAUGGACAUUCAGGAACAAGGAUUUGAAGGAGGAGAGCUGUAGAUCUUGCAAUGUCUUCUUUCAGCAAAAAUCUCCCAUUUCAUGCACCAGCCAAAUUACCAUUCA
This is a messenger RNA of Python bivittatus (Burmese python), 1343 nucleotides long. Lineage: Eukaryota; Metazoa; Chordata; Lepidosauria; Squamata; Pythonidae. The record is from RefSeq and is a predicted model, not a curated record.